Geodia barretti is the source of this 1848-nucleotide messenger RNA. NCBI's taxonomy places the organism in Eukaryota, Metazoa, Porifera, Demospongiae, Tetractinellida, Geodiidae. The record is from the annotation of a GenBank genome assembly.
AUGUUGGGCAAACUCAGGUUUCAUAUCAUACUGACUAUUGGGGCCAUCUUGGCCUUGACCGUGCUGGCCGCGUGCGGGGGCGAUGAAAGGCAGUCCACGGGCGGGACGCCCAUAGGUCCUACUAACACACCGAUAGUUGCCGAUCCCACGGCAAUCUCGGCGCCGGCUCCAACAGACGCCCCGGCCGCGGUAGCUGACGAUGCCACCGAGGCUCCAUCCGCGGGAGGGGCGGCGCCUGCCGCCGGGGUUGGCAUGUUCCCGUCGCCUCCUUUUGGCUUGCUGGCAGCCCCAGAAGGUAGCCCGCAGUAUGGUGGUAUUUUGCGGUUCGGGUUCGUGGUCAAACCGGCCCACUUCGACGUACACCAGUCCGGUACUGCUUUGAACAAUAAUACUCAGGGGCCGAUGUACGACAACUUGCUUAGGCUUCAUCCAUUGAGCGCGGGUCGCGAGGUCAUUCCGGAUUUGGCCCACUCAUGGGACAUUUCCGAAGAUGGAUUGGUCUACACGUUCUACUUGAGAGAGGGCGUAAAGUUCCAUGACGGCGCGGACUUAACCUCUGAGGAUGUGAAAGCAACCUUUGACCGGAUCAUUGAUCCGCCGGAUGGCGUGGUGAUCCCUCGCGAGUCAGUUUUUGGAGCGGCGGCGGUAUCUGAAAUCCGAGCCGUGGACCCGCUGACGGUUGAGUUCGUUCUCUCCGAGCCACGCCCCGAUGCGUUAGUGUUGAAUGCCAUCGCCAGUGGCUGGAACAUCAUCGUCCGGAAACAGACCUUGGAAGAAAAUGACUACAACCUCAAACGCGUGAAGGAUUACCCUGGCACCGGUCCCUUCAUGUUCGAUGAAUUCAGUGACCAAGAAUUCCUGAAGAUGACGAAGAACCCGAACUAUUGGAAUCCCGAUCUGCCUUACCUGGAUGGUAUUCACAUUUUGCAUCUGAACGCCUGGGUGCCUGAGAUGGGCGCGGCGCUGCUGGCCGGCCGGGUUGACUAUGCCCGCGCCAUUGAGCCCGGCAGCUUCAAGAAAGCCAUCGAGCACCCGGAGAUCGAGACUGCCCAGUAUCCGCAGCACGUGAUCUUCGCGAUGUGGAUGAACAAUGCCAAGGAACCCAUGAACGAUGCCAGGGUGCGGCGGGCUAUGCAUUUGGUGCUGGACCGUGAGGCCAUCAAGCAGGCCACGAAGGACACCUUCCCGGCGGCGUUCGGUGCAGGCUUCACCUUCCGGUUCAGCCCGCACGCGACACCCGAGGAGGAGCUGCUGCAAAGGCCGGGUUACCGCUAUCCCAAGGACGAGGACAUUGCCGAAGCGCAGCGGUUGCUAACCGAAGCAGGAUAUCCCAAUGGCGAAGGUAUCCCGGAGCUGGACUUCCUCGUAAGACAGAUUGCUCACCUGGACCUCCAGGCUCCGGCAAUCCAGGAAAUGCUGCGGGUUCACCUAAACAUCAAGGCCAAUAUCCGCUCGAUUCACAUCUCUCAGUGGUUUGAGGAUGCCGAGAAGGGCAACUUCGACAUCACCCUGUCGGCAGUAGUGCUGGCGAUCAGGGACCCGUCCGACUACUACCGGGCCUGGUACGGCAAGGACGGUCCGCAGAACUACUCCCUGUGGGAGAACGAUGAAUUUGAGGCAAUGGUGGAUGAGAUCGACCGGGAGCUCGAUGCCGUCAAGCGUCUGCAGCUGAUCCGCGAGGCGGAGCUGUUGAUGGAGCGGGAAGUGCCUCUGGCUCCGGUGGCAUGGGAGGAGAUCACCGACGGCUGGUGGAACUACGUGAAGGGUAUCGAUCCCCCUCACAACGUCGGUAUCUACGAUGUGAUCCGCUGGGAUACCGCCUGGCUGGACAAUCCCAAGAACCGGUAA